This is a messenger RNA of Thelazia callipaeda (thelaziosis nematode), 888 nucleotides long. NCBI's taxonomy places the organism in Eukaryota, Metazoa, Nematoda, Chromadorea, Rhabditida, Thelaziidae. The record is from the annotation of a GenBank genome assembly.
AUGAAUGGCAGACUUCGAUGGAACAAAGCACGAGCUAAGAAGCAACAAAAGAUAAGAAUGAAUAACCAAAAAAUCACAAAUAAUUCGAAGCCACUUUAUCAUAAAAAUGGUGAAACGGUGAUUGAAUUGAUUCGCUCCUCUCCAGUUACUGUCUUUUUAAUUGGUUUCGUACCUCCUAUAAUCGGUGCUUCUGCUGCAAUCAUUAUAGCAUUAAUUUUUGACAGUGAACUAAUUAGCAAUUAUAAUUGGCAAUGUGGGAGAGCCCGAUUACCGUCACUAUCACGAAUAAUAAAUUUACCAGCAGAAAGAAUACUCUGGCAAUUUCUAGUACUUGUGCACAUACCUGCCCGUUUGAUCGAAUUGUUUACUGGCUUUUGUCGCUAUGGUCGUUUAAUGAAUGUAAAUUGUCAACAGAAACGAUUUUAUGAAUUCGCUCGAUACGCAUAUUUUUAUAUUGGCAUUGCAGAAUUAUUAUUUAUGAUUGGUUUGUCUCUUCUUGGAGAACGUGAAAAUAUUCAAGCUCAUGUAAUCCUCUUUUAUAUAUUUGGAUUCUGUGGUAUAGGUUUCUUCUUAUCAAAUCUUAUUUGCCACCGACAAUCGUUGUAUUUCCUUCCUCCAUAUGGGCAUUUGUCAUAUUAUUUGAAAACAACGUUUUGUGUCAUUUAUUUAUUGUCAGUGCCAAUCCUACUUAUUUCUUUUUUACUUUAUUGGAAAGGCUGUGUUACUGGAGCAUAUGAUGUAUUUGCAAUAUGCGAAUAUAUUGCUGUGUUUUUAAAUAUUGCAUAUCAUGGCUGUGCAUUUUAUGAUAUCCGAUAUAAAGUGAUAUUUAGCGUUCGACUGAUCGAUGUUUCAACCUUAUCAGGAAAUCAGUGUUACAACCUUUCUUAA